Melampsora larici-populina 98AG31 is the source of this 1500-nucleotide messenger RNA. RefSeq lists its product as uncharacterized. The record is from RefSeq and is a predicted model, not a curated record. The coding region runs from base 1 to 1500 and encodes 499 amino acids. NCBI's taxonomy places the organism in Eukaryota, Fungi, Basidiomycota, Pucciniomycetes, Pucciniales, Melampsoraceae. The transcript is spliced from 9 exons.
AUGAACCAACAUAAUCCCUAUGACUCCGGAAUACCUGGUCAUGCUCACAUGGCCACAUCACAAGCAACGAGUCCUGAUAUUCAUAAUAAUCAUGCUCAAAAUCCAUUGCUGGAACAACCUGGUGGUCAGCAAAAUCAAGCUCAGCACAUCCAACAGAAUAUGAUAAUUCUUCAGCAAAGUCAAGAUCAACAUUCAAACUGUCUUCAGACCUCCGAACAAAGUCAAGCUCAUCAUACAACACGCGAACGCGAGGUAGACCCUCACACCGCCAUAGUUUCUCCUGCAGUUAAUUCACAUGUUGCUUCGGUCCUUGCGCUGGAGUCGCAUCCUCCUGUCAGACAACCUAAUCAAAGCGUGCAAGUAUCACUUACUACUCACACCACUGGAACUACUCGUCCUGAACAUCAUCCCCCUAGCGCAUCUCAGAAACGUAACAAUGGCCGCCGCCGUCAAGAUCCGCCACGAUCAACCACCACCAGCACAACAACACCCACUCCAACGCAGACACAAGCACCUACAACUACGAGGGCCAUUGUCAAUCUUUUUCUCCCUAACUCACUCAGGGGAGAAAAGGAUCCUUUGCGACUACCACCAUCAAAUCUUCCAACACUAGAAGAUAUGAUGAAAAAGUCUUCUGUCGAACUGCGAACACUCGCUGGAAAGCAUGCUAAGGGGACUAAUGUACCACCAGCUUUUCAAGAUCACUUCAUGCGUUUGUACGAUGAGUUUGAUAAGAUACUGGCAAUAAACUGCAUAAAUAAUCAAGUCUCGGUUCCGGCAGUACGUAAACUAUGGGGUGAAAAAGCAUCACGCAAAGGGGCGCACAAAUACCAACGGUUUACUCAAAGCCAAGAGGUUCGAGAAAUGUAUAAAAGUACCUCAGGUGUAGCAACAGGAGAAGGUUCGAAAUUGGCUUCAAGUAGAUGGAGUGCGAUGUACAAGGCCGAGCAAGAUUCUUACAAAGUAGAGAAUCCACCCGUGAAUGAACCCAUGAACAUUGCAUCCAGCUCCAUCAAUCCCGUACCGGAAGCUCAUUCCAACGUGCGAGCCAAAACUCGGUUUUUGGCGAGCGCGCGUGUAGCUGUGAAUAAUUUCAUGAUAAAAUGGAAAAUUGAGGCCAACAAUAUGGCUGCAACAUAUGAGGGAGAUUUUGUGAUGAUUGGUGUAUCCAAUUACUUAGGCGACGAUGCCUACCAAAUUGUCCGAGGUACACCGCGCGCUCUGAAAUGGGUUGACCACGACAAGUUAUGCGACCCCAAAAAGCACGCAGCUGCACAACUACAAGCGUUUGUGACUGGAACCGAGGCUGGGCUACUCAACUUGAAAAGAGCAAGGUGUCGAGAAGCCCUAACAAAUAUGAUCAAUUUGAAGACCGAGGGAACUGUCCCCAAAUGGACAUGGAAAGGCUGUGAAGAAAAGCUCGCCAUCAAUGGCUACUAUGUUCACUUUUCCCCAGACUCAAAGUCUCAAGCCACCGACAUCAUGCAAGACAGCAAUUAG